CCUGGCCUGCCGCGCAUGCGCGGCGCGCGCUGUACGGCAGGCGGGACGCAGAGGGUGAAGAAGAUGGCGGCGCCCGGCGGCGGCCUGGAGGCCGCGGAGGAGGCCGAGGGCUUGGUUUUGGGGCGGCUGGAGGAGGAGGCGCUGAAGCGGCGGGAGCGGCUGAAGGCCCUGAGGCAGAGAACGCUCCAGAACCAGGAGAGCGGAGAACCCGAAUCCAAAAUUCCCAGAGAAGAUGAGGAGGAGCAGCCUGUCAAGCACAAGGAGAUUAAGCUGCGGAAUUACGAUCCCGAGGAUGAGGAGCUGAAGAAGAGGAAGCUGCCCCCGGGCAAACCGGCCUCAGUGGAGGACACGGUGAAGGAGCAGCUGGAAGCUGCCAAGCCGGAGCCCAUCAUCGAUGAGGUGGAUCUGGCAAACUUGGCUCCCAGGAAACCUGACUGGGAUUUGAAGCGGGAUGUGUCCAAGAAGCUGGAAAAGCUGGAGAAGAGGACCCAGAGAGCCAUCGCGGAGCUGAUCCGAGAGCGCUUGAAAGGGCAGGAGGAGGAGCUGGCGUCGGCUGUGGGAUCAGCGAAGCAGGAGGGAAGCGACUCCGACUGAGGAGAAUCCGUCGGGAAUGGGCUCCGGAUCCGCCUCACGCCGACCCCGUGUCCCCAGGUAGAACUCCCUGUUUGGGACUGCUCAGCCCUUUUCCCGAAUUUCCUGAAUUCCGCCAUGCCUGGAGGAGAAUUCCGCCGUGCCUGGCUGCUGAGGAGCUUCCAUCGAAAACUUUCUGGGAUCACAGGGGGUUGAUGGGAGCAGGACAGACACCCCCCCCCCCCCCCCCCCCCCAUUGCCUGGAACUUCACAGCCAGGACUCGGAGCAAGGAAAAAUGGGAAAACUCCAGGCUGGGGCUGGAAAGGCCAAUCCAGACUUGCUGGGAAAGGAGGGAGAUGCCAACAGCCCUUGGAAAAGCAGGACCAUUUCCCAGGGAUUGGUGCUCCUGUUCCUGUGCAGAGACUCCUGUUUGGGAAUAUCCGUGGCCAGCCCUGGAAUUCCUGUGGGAAGGGGCUGUGGGGCUCGGGAAUUGUUGGCUGCUCUCUGCAUCCAGCUGAGUUAAAGGUGGGAUUUGCUUUGCUUCUGGAAUUUCCCGACCCUCCAGCAGCUCCUCCUCUGGGGAGGGUUUAUUGUUAAUGGAUCUUUUCCUAAUAAAACAAUUCCAUGUGGAAAAAG
This is a messenger RNA of Corvus hawaiiensis (hawaiian crow), 1207 nucleotides long. RefSeq names its product coiled-coil domain containing 12 (gene CCDC12). Gene Ontology annotation, cellular component: post-mRNA release spliceosomal complex; U2-type spliceosomal complex. Lineage: Eukaryota; Metazoa; Chordata; Aves; Passeriformes; Corvidae. Bases 16 to 594 code for a protein of 192 amino acids. The transcript is spliced from 7 exons. The record is from RefSeq and is a predicted model, not a curated record.